AUGCCGUCUGAGGAGAUAUUUUCCUCCAUCUGCGGACCGCCAAUUGCAGCCAAUACGGCGGUUUCAAAAGAUGUCGGCAUAUACGGCCACUCCUUGACCCCUUCCUGGGCAAUCAAAUCUACUUUUAAGAAGAGUUCAGCGCCGCCUCAUGGCAUCGCCGUCAACGAUACGCACAUAUUUGCUGCUCAGGAUCAAAAGGCUCAUGUACAUGUCUACUCCCGGCUGCGUGGCAACCAAGAAACCCUGGUAGCCUUUCCCGAGCGAAUUCGUAGUCUAGCCCUUGCUGGCGACGUUCUCAUCUUGGGUACAUCUGAAGGACGGCUCAUUCUAUGGGAGAUUUCCACCGGCAGACAAGUUACUACACCGCCUUGCCAUGUGCAAGCUGUCACUUGUCUAGCCGUCACCCCCUAUCAUCUGCUUUCGGCAUCAGAAGACUCCAACAUUCAUGUUUGGUCUUUAUCUCGCCUUCUUGAGCUCGGUGCCGACGCAGGGCAUGAGCCCGACUUGACACUGUCUAACCAUCGCGGCGCCGUCACCGACUUGGUUGUUGGGCCAAGCACCAACGCUGAAACAAGCCUUUGUGUAUCUGCCAGCACUGACAAGACGUGCAUCCUGUGGAACUAUCAAACAGGCCAAGUGCUUCGAACUCUAUUGUUCCCGUCUCCGCCACUCUGUGUCUCUCUCGAUGCCUCUGCUCGAGCUCUGUUUGCCUGCGCUGAAGAUGGAGGACUGUAUCUAGUUGAGCUAUUUGGUGACAAGCCACUGGUCGGAUCUCGCAGCGCUGAGCUUGCCUCGAUUGUUGUUCAAGUAAAUGCUCCUCUAGGAGUUUCGGAUGUAGCCGACGGUCCCGCGUCUUGUCUUGCAUUGAGCCACGAUGGUACAUCAGUGUUGACGGGUCAUACAAAAGGAAAGAUUCUCCACUGGAGUCUGAUUGACAAUUCCCAUCCAACCGAGCUGGCGAAUCUCAAUGCUUCCGUUACAAAUCUUGUUUACCUGCCGCUGUUAUCACCCAAGAAGCCGUGCAAAGUUGCAAGCGUGGUGAAACCCACUCAGAGUCAGCGGCAAUACUCCAUCACUGCUCAGCUGAAAGGGGAUUUUGGAGAGGGUAGCCGGUUCAGCUACAUGCUCAACUCGACAGGAUUGCCUGUCGAUGUGAUUGAGAGCGCCACAGCUUCAGUCCUUAAUUCUCACUCGGGUACCAAAGAAGACACCAGACUGCUCAAAGAAAAUGAGGAGUUGAAAGCCAUUAUAGAGGAGCAAAAGGAACUACAAAAAGCCACGAUGCAGUAUCGCGAUGGUGGAAAAACAUCAUGA
Messenger RNA from Metarhizium brunneum ARSEF 3297, 1314 nucleotides. RefSeq names its product Pre-rRNA-processing protein IPI3 (gene IPI3). Lineage: Eukaryota; Fungi; Ascomycota; Sordariomycetes; Hypocreales; Clavicipitaceae. Gene Ontology annotation, cellular component: nuclear pre-replicative complex. Gene Ontology annotation, molecular function: protein binding. Gene Ontology annotation, biological process: DNA-templated DNA replication; rRNA processing. The record is from RefSeq and is a predicted model, not a curated record.